Messenger RNA from Salarias fasciatus (jewelled blenny), 1845 nucleotides. RefSeq names its product exoribonuclease 1 (gene eri1). The transcript is spliced from 7 exons. Gene Ontology annotation, molecular function: nucleic acid binding; 3'-5'-RNA exonuclease activity. The coding region runs from base 263 to 1288 and encodes 341 amino acids. Lineage: Eukaryota; Metazoa; Chordata; Actinopteri; Blenniiformes; Blenniidae. The record is from RefSeq and is a predicted model, not a curated record. Gene Ontology annotation, cellular component: nucleolus; cytoplasm.
CUGUCCGACUUGGAAAAAAAGGAGACAAGCUUCAUGCCGCUCAGGGGAAUUUAUCACCGAGUUUUAACGCAAAACGUCAUUAAUCUGUUUUUAUUCGGAUCUUAUUUUCAAUAUCUUAAACUAUCUAACUUGUGAAGGUCCGACUUCACGCCGUCAACCUUCCCGAUCCGCUCAGCCCUCCGUUAGCUUCUCGUUAGCAGCUGAUGCUAACAGCUAGCAUCGUUUUUCUUACUUUACCUACAGAUUUGUGGAUGAACUCUCAAUGGAUGAACACAAGGAAAACAUCCACGGGAAAGACGUCAAUGUGAAGAUGUCUAAAAGCAGAGAGGACGAGCAGGCGACGCCGUGUAGCAGGUUAUGUCCUGAUGGAGAAUCGGUUGCUCAGGACUCCACGCCUCCGUCCGGCGGGGACUUCAGUCAUCCAGUGUACAAAGAGAUCGCUCUGGCCAACGGACACAUCAACCGCAUGAGCAAGGACGAGCUGCGGGUCAAGCUAGCCGAGCUGAAGCUCGACACACGAGGAGUGAAGGACGUGAUGAAGAAGAGGCUGAAGAGUCACUACAAGAAGCAGAAGCUGAUGCAGACGGCGGCGGAGGGAGGACACACCGACAAGUACUACGACUACAUCUGCGUGGUCGACUUCGAGGCCACGUGUGAGGAGGACAACCCCUCCGACUUCCUCCACGAAAUCAUCGAGUUCCCCAUGGUGCUCAUCAACACACACACCCUGGAGAUCGUGGACUCGUUCCAGGAAUACGUGAGACCAGAAGUGAACCCACAGCUCUCAGACUUCUGUGUGAAGUUAACAGGAAUCACACAGAAAAUGGUGAACGAAGCGGAUCCUUUCCCAGCGGUGCUGCAGAGAGUGGUGGCCUGGCUCCAGGAGAGAGAGCUGGGAACCAAAUACAAAUACGCCAUCCUGACCGACGGGGCGUGGGACAUGAGCAAGUUCCUCAACAUCCAGUGUCGGAUCAGCCGCAUCAGAUACCCGCAGUUCGCCAAGAAGUGGAUCAACAUCCGGAAAUCCUACGGGAACUUCUACAAGGUUCCUCGCACGCAGACGAAGCUCAGCACCAUGCUGGAGAAGCUGGGCCUGCAGUACGAAGGCCGUCCCCACUCCGGCCUGGACGACUCGCGCAACAUCGCCCGCAUCGCCCUGCGCAUGCUGCAGGACGGCUGCCAGCUGCGCGUCAACGAGCGCAUGCACGCCGGCCAGCUGCUGUCGGUGCCCAGCUCCGCCCCCAUGGAGGGAGCGCCCGCCCCCCACAACCCGGGCAGCAGGAACUAGACCCGCACCCGGACUCGGCUUCAGUGGAGUGUGAAGCUCUACGGUUCCCCUCUUUUGCACCAGAUGUUUAAAAGCAGAUCAUUCCUGCGCGUCGUGGAGGAUUUCCCUCCACGCUUCGACCUCUUGCCUUACAGAGCUGCUGACGAGCGAAGCUGCCCGGUCACCGGUCGGUCUCUUCCUCCAUUAAAUACUGUUUAAUGAAUAAAUGUUGUGAUCUGCAGCUUCACACUAACAUCCUCAUUUCUGUCUCACUGCUGUGUGGAUUUAAAUAAAAGAUGCUGCUGCUGGUUCUGUGCCAUUUUGGAGACCAAUGUUCUCGACGACGGAGCCAUAACGUCACAUAGUCUUAGCUGAGCUUUAGGAUGGACUGUCUGAUCCACUGAAGAUUUAACAAACAGCAUCACAGUGCUCACUUCAGCCUGUGUUGUAGUUUAGUGCCAUCUUUUUUAAGGACAUCAAAAUAAUGUGUUUGAUGGAGAAUGGUCUAUUUUAGCAACAACAAAGAUUUCCAUGAAUGCUAAUUAUGAAAAAUAAAAAUGUUCUCACUGUCUGCAGUA